AACGGUUGAAGUCAAUUAUGCACGAAGUAUAUAAAUGCGACUAUUAUUCCACAUACCUUUCUCCUGACUUGCCUACUUUUAAAUGAAUGGAAUAAGUCUGAGUUCAUUAACAUAAACUCUGUAUGUAACAUAAACUAAUAAAAAGUGUAGACAUAUUGCCAUGUGUUGGACACGUGCUGCUCUCUGGUCGUAGUUUGUAUGUGUUGAGCGUGAGUGACGUUUCGCUGCCUCGUGUGAAAUGUCAGUAGCAGAGUUUCUGAAGGGGCUACCUUCCUAUAAUGAAAAUAACUUCGCCCGAUUUCAUACCGACAGCGGAAGCCGGACUUGCGUCAAGCGACCGUCUGUUUACCUUCCAACAAAGGAAUACCCAUCAGAACAAAUAAUAGUGACAGAGAAGACUAAUAUUCUACUCAGAUAUCUCCAUCAACAAUGGGACAAAAAGAAUUCCCAAAAGAAGAGAGAUCACAUGAAUCUUGAGACGCCCGAGGAAUCGGGCUCUAGGAAAAGGCCUCGUCUGGACACUACUGCUGCUGGCAGUUCUCCCUAAUCGUUACUGGUGUACGUUGUGUGUUUCGUAUCAACUGCCAGCACUUUACCAUCUUCCUGUGCCACUAACUCUUUGUGUAAAUACUGAAACAGAGGAAUGGACGGCAGCGAUAGUAUUAUUUUUACGACUAUUUCCAAGAUGUUUAAAUUUUCCGUAUUAUUCAAAUCCAUUUUUAAUCGUAUGACACUGAAAUCCACCAAGUUUUUGUGUUUAUUUUCACAUGAAACCAUGUUAAAUGAAACAGAUGGUUCUAUAUGUCACUUUUUUUUUUUGCUGGAACAACUUGUUUUAUUAUAUUGUAUCAGAUAAUGGUAUAUAUUUGCUACUAUUGCUACUCGUCUUGAAUGCCUAUUUAUCAGUUGCUGGUGAGCAUUAUGAUACUUUGUACAGUCCUGAAUUAUUUUAUAGAAGUAUUUCUGUUAUGCAUUUUUAAGUUUUCCCAGUGCUACCAUUUUGUAUGAAUAUAAAGUGAAUGUGGAACUUAUUCAUUAACAGAAAUAUUCCUGGAACAAGAAUUGGUAUACAAAUUUUUUGCGAAAUAUAUUCUCGUUUAGAAUCAAAGAAAAUCAAACCGUAGUGGUCCAUGUCUGUUGUGAUUUGUGUAAGGAUCAGUGUCAAAAUUUUGCCUAGACAUUGGCUUUCUUCGGUUUUGUUUGAAAGCCGGUGUAUAGACAUUAUUAUCCCACACCAUGUUUAGAAAUAUUUUGGAUGUAACCAUAGCCAAUUACUGAAAGUUGUAACAUUCAAAUUUGAGCUGUACCGAUACUAAAAAUAUGGAAUCAGAUGUUCCAUGAUGUAUGUUACUUUAUGAAUAUGAAUGAAAUAUGUAAGAAAAGGAA
Molecule: messenger RNA, 1386 nt
Organism: Zootermopsis nevadensis
Lineage: Eukaryota; Metazoa; Arthropoda; Insecta; Blattodea; Termopsidae
Product: DET1- and DDB1-associated protein 1
Biological process (GO): positive regulation of proteasomal ubiquitin-dependent protein catabolic process
Cellular component (GO): Cul4-RING E3 ubiquitin ligase complex
Source: RefSeq, a predicted model, not a curated record